AAUGAAGGGCAUGGGAAGGCAUGGAAAAUAGGUUACGGAUAAUUUUAUAAGUUUGGAAACCGACCUUGAGGCUCGACCGCUCGAGUACACUCCUAUCGAGGUCCUUCACCUUUCGAGGAGAAAACCCUAAACCGACGAAACAAGCUCUCGAGUUCCUGAGCAAAAACCCCAAAACCGACGAAGCAAGGGUUUUGCUUCUUUUCUCUGCAGAAAAUUUCUCCUCCUAGGGCACCAUGCCGCAAGGAGAUUAUAUCGACCUUCAUCGCAAGAGACAUGGCUAUCGCCAUGAUCACUUCGAGCGAAAGCGAAAGAAGGAAGCUCGUGAAGUUCAUAAGCAAUCAGCUAUUGCUCAGAAGACCUUGGGUAUCAAGGGUAAGAUGUUUGCGAAGAAACGGUAUGCCGAGAAGGCUUUAAUGAAGAAAACGCUGGCUAUGCAUGAAGAAUCAUCUAGUAGGCGUAAGGUGGAUGACGAGGUUCAUGAAGGAGCUGUUCCUGCAUAUCUUCUAGAUCGUGAAACAACAACAAGGGCAAAGGUUCUUAGCAACACUAUUAAGCAAAAGAGGAAAGAGAAGGCUGGUAAAUGGGAAGUUCCGCUACCUAAGGUGAGACCUGUUGCUGAAGAUGAGAUGUUUAGGGUUGUCAGGUCUGGUAAACGGAAAACAAAACAAUGGAAGAGGAUGGUAACCAAGGCCACAUUCGUGGGACCUAGUUUUACAAGGAAGCCUCCAAAGUAUGAGCGCUUCAUUCGUCCGACAGGCUUGCGGUUCACCAAAGCCCAUGUCACACACCCUGAGCUUAAGUGCACAUUUAAUCUAGAGAUUAUUGGAGUGAAGAAAAAUCCCAAUGGUCAGAUGUACACUUCUUUGGGUGUUAUGACCAAGGGAACCAUCAUCGAGGUGAAUGUUAGUGAACUUGGUCUGGUUACUCCAGCUGGGAAAGUUGUGUGGGGAAAAUAUGCUCAAGUUACAAAUAACCCAGAGAAUGAUGGUUGUAUCAAUGCUGUUCUGCUUGUCUAGAAGAGUUUAUGCUUGGUACCGUUGUGCCCAUAUGGAAAACCUUUGUAACAUGAGAGCAAUCCAAACUGUACUGAACAAUGCAAGAUUCUCUUGUUCCAGUUAGAGUGGUUUUGCAUGGGACAGAUCCUAAUUUUGAGUAGGUUAGUAUUUUUGUUCGGUAAGAAAGUAUUGCAAGAGAAUAGAGGGAAUUUCCCAGGCUCCUAUGGAGCCCUGUGGAUCAUUUGUGUUGCCAUAUUGAGUCGGGGAAAAUUACAUUGAUAUCUCCUUAAAAUAAAAUUUUCUGAGUAGGGAUAUAAAUGGUUAAUGGAAAAUCCGUAUUUUAUUUGUA
This is a messenger RNA of Macadamia integrifolia, 1344 nucleotides long. Its product is annotated as ribosome biogenesis protein NSA2 homolog. Bases 234 to 1016 code for a protein of 260 amino acids. Gene Ontology annotation, cellular component: nucleolus; preribosome, large subunit precursor. Gene Ontology annotation, biological process: maturation of LSU-rRNA; maturation of 5.8S rRNA. The record is from RefSeq and is a predicted model, not a curated record. The transcript has 9 exons. Lineage: Eukaryota; Viridiplantae; Streptophyta; Magnoliopsida; Proteales; Proteaceae.